GGCUGGUAACCAGGGAGGGGGGGAUGGCGGAGCGGGCGCCCGAGGCAGAGGCGGAGGCUGAGGCGGGCGCAGGCGGGGAGGCAGCGGCCGAGGAGGGCGCGGCGGGCCGCAAGGCGCGGGGCCGGCCGCGACUCACGGAGUCGGACCGGGCCCGGCGGCGACUCGAGUCCCGGAAGAAGUACGACGUGAGGCGCGUGUACCUGGGCGAGGCGCACGGGCCCUGGGUGGACCUGCGGCGCCGCAGCGGCUGGAGCGACGCCAAGCUCGCCGCCUACCUCAUCUCGCUGGAGCGCGGCCAGCGGAGCGGUCGGCACGGGAAGCCUUGGGAGCAGGUCCCCAAAAAGCCAAAGAGGAAGAAAAGGCGUCGGCGCAAUGUGAACUGCCUGAAGAAUGUGGUGAUCUGGUACGAGGACCACAAGCACCGCUGUCCGUAUGAGCCGCACCUGGCCGAGCUGGACCCCACCUUCGGCCUGUACACCACAGCCGUGUGGCAGUGUGAAGCCGGCCACCGCUACUUUCAAGACCUGCACUCGCCCCUGAAGCCGCUCAGCGACUCAGACCCCGACAGUGACAAAGUGGACAACGGCCUGGGGGCCGGCAGCUCCAACUCGUCCAGCUCCUGCUCUGGCUCUGACUCUGAGGAGCCCCCUGAAGGCCAGCCAGCCAAGGUGACAGUGGCAGCAGCUGCUGUUACCCCCACCAGCCCAGCGGGCAGCAGUGGGCUCAUCACGCAAGAGGGUGUGCACAUCCCUUUCGACGUCCACCACGUGGAGAGCCUGGCUGAGCAGGGCACCGCACUGUGCCCCAACCCAGCAGGCAGCGGGCCGGAAGCCCUGGAGACUGUGGUGUGUGUGCCAGUGCCCAUGCAAGUGGGCCCGGGCCCUGGCACCCUUUUUGAGAACAUGCCCCAGGAGGCACUGGGCGAGGUGGUAGCCAGCUGUCCCAUGCCAGGCAUGGUGCCUGGCUCUCAGGUGAUCAUCAUCGCAGGCCCAGGCUAUGAUGCUCUCACGGCUGAGGGCAUCCACCUCAACGUGGCAGCAGGCAGCAGUGCGCCCAGCGGGGGCCUGGGUGACGAGGUGCCCUGCACCAUGAUGGAGGGUGUGGCAGCCUACACCCAGACGGAGCCUGAGGGCAGCCAGCCCAGCGCUAUGGACCCCACCACCGUGGCAGGCAUGGAGACCAAGAAAGAGAAGGAGGACCUGUACAUGCUUAAGAAGGAGGAGAAGGAGGAGCCGGUGGCUCCAGAGCUGGCAGAGCUGGCAGCGACAGUGCCCGAGAGUGCAGAGCCUGAGGCAGAGGCAGACGGGGAGGAGCUGGACAGCAGUGACAUGUCAGCCAUCAUCUAUGAGAUCCCCAAGGAGCCUGAGAAGAGGCGGAGGAGCAAGCGGUCACGGGUGAUGGACGCCGACGGCCUGCUCGAGAUGUUCCACUGUCCCUACGAGGGCUGCAGCCAGGUGUAUGUGGCUCUCAGUAGUUUCCAGAACCAUGUCAACCUUGUGCAUCGAAAAGGGAAGACCAAAGUGUGCCCUCACCCUGGCUGUGGCAAGAAGUUCUAUUUAUCCAACCACCUAAGGCGACACAUGAUCAUCCACUCAGGUGUCCGGGAAUUCACCUGUGAGACCUGUGGCAAAUCCUUCAAAAGGAAGAACCACCUGGAGGUACACCGGCGCACACACACCGGCGAGACACCCCUGCAGUGCGAGAUCUGCGGCUACCAGUGCCGGCAGCGUGCUUCGCUCAACUGGCACAUGAAGAAGCACACAGCAGAGGUGCAGUACAAUUUCACGUGUGAGCGCUGCGGGAAGCGUUUCGAGAAGUUGGACAGCAUCAAGUUCCACACUCUCAAAAGUCACCCAGACCACAAACCCACCUGAGCCACCCUACCAAUGACCGUCCCUAUUUAUUUGUCCACUCUGAUGCCACUCCUGGGCCUACUGGGCCUGGACUGCCAUGGGGCCACCCCGCAGGCGGGAAGGUGACGCCCCUGCCCCGCCCAAGGCUGGUCCCCACCCCCCCACCUUCUCUGGAGCUGGCGAUGGGGGCUGCACUGCCGGAACUGUGUCAAGAGCAGAGCAAGAUUAAAGAGUGAGAAAGUAGAUGCCCUCCCCCUAGACCUGGAUGAUUUGGGGGUGAGGGGGUCUCUUCUCCAACCUGGUCCCAUCCUGAGCAAGGCCUGGGGUG
This is a messenger RNA of Eptesicus fuscus (big brown bat), 2181 nucleotides long. RefSeq names its product zinc finger protein 653 (gene ZNF653). The coding region runs from base 24 to 1874 and encodes 616 amino acids. The record is from RefSeq and is a predicted model, not a curated record. Gene Ontology annotation, cellular component: nucleus. Gene Ontology annotation, biological process: regulation of transcription by RNA polymerase II. Gene Ontology annotation, molecular function: transcription coregulator activity. Lineage: Eukaryota; Metazoa; Chordata; Mammalia; Chiroptera; Vespertilionidae. The transcript is spliced from 9 exons.